AUGUUCAUCGAGGCUCUCAAUUCAGCGGCAGCCGUUCCUCACGUGGACUUGACUAACAUACUGAAGCGACAUUCUCUGUUCUAUCCGGUACUGCGCAAGCUAUUCUUCGACUCAGCUAUUAGAGCUGCGGUGGUAUCCAUCGGUGAAUCAUCGGACGUCAGGGAUGAAUUCCUGAUUCCAGAACACGAGGUAUCCAGAAUCGGCAUGAGCGAAAGCAUGUCCCUAUGGGAAAGACAGGAAUUGCUCUAUCUUGGUGCCGACACCGGUUAUUAUCUGGAUUAUCGCAAAUGGGAUGUCAUGGUCAAGCUUCUCAAUAGAGCUAUAGCAUCGAGCGAGGUCAUUUCGCGCCGAGGUUCGAGCGCUGUCCUAGGCUUGGGCCCUGAUCUUGUCAUAAAAGUUUUCGAAAUCUCCAGCAUUGAGGAAAUGAAGAAAAUUAAGACCAUGCGGCUCAUCAAGAAUCGUCUUCCGGGGUUUCCAAUUCCAGAAUUACGCGGCUGUUUUCGCAAGCAAUGCAGUGAUCGCAUCUUUCUUCUCAUGUCCCGCGUUUCCGGCCGACCUUUGGACUCUGUAUGGGAAUCCCUGAACGAGACACAGAAAGCUUCAAUUCACAACCAGUUGAUCUCUAUCCUGCAUGAUAUCAGAUCCAUUCCCCACCCGGAACACGGUAGGCAUCAUGCAGUGCUUUGCAGAGGCGACCCUUGUCGCUGCGAAAAUGCGAGAGGCAGUAUGCAUUAUCUUCUUCCUUUCCUCGCGGCGGCUCCUCCGAAUCGUGAUCUUGUCAAGGUCUAUAUGCUGAUGAAAUUCGCCUUGACACAGACUACGGGCAACCUUGAUCCUCGAAAAGUCAUGAUUGACCUGUCAGGCCCCGAGGUGACAGUUACAGCCAUCCUGGACUGGGACAUGUACGAAUUGUUGGUCACAUACUGGGAAUACGUAGAUGUCAUAAAGACUCGUUUCCCAGAAGCCGAUUGCGGUGACUGUCGACUGUACCUGCUGCGAGGUAUCGAUGAUCCUGGAGAAGAGAUGAUGCUGACCUAG
Molecule: messenger RNA, 1038 nt
Organism: Aspergillus melleus
Lineage: Eukaryota; Fungi; Ascomycota; Eurotiomycetes; Eurotiales; Aspergillaceae
Exons: 1
Coding region: 1-1038 (345 amino acids)
Source: RefSeq, a predicted model, not a curated record